This is a messenger RNA of Paraphaeosphaeria sporulosa, 292 nucleotides long. RefSeq lists its product as uncharacterized. NCBI's taxonomy places the organism in Eukaryota, Fungi, Ascomycota, Dothideomycetes, Pleosporales, Didymosphaeriaceae. Bases 60 to 257 code for a protein of 65 amino acids. The transcript has a single exon. The record is from RefSeq and is a predicted model, not a curated record.
CUCUGAAGCCGGUCACCCUCUCCAGCGGUGCACGACUCUCCGCGGGAUAUUGGCUCUGCAUGCCCGGGCCAGCCUUUAUGCAGGCGGAUAUGCACUGCCUCCACGCGCUCACCUUCAACGGCUUGCGGUGCGUAGAUUCGACCCCCUUUGACAAGGAGGACAUGGCUCCAAGCGAAACUUUGCAACACAAGCCAUCUAAACCAAUGGAUGUGGGGCAUGCCUUUCACGUUUGGGGCACUGGAAGAAUGGCAUCGUGAGAAUCUUCUAUCAUUGUUCCGAGCGCAGAUCUGAC